GGUCCCCAGAGCAGCUCCGGAUCAGCUCCGGAUCUCCAGAGGCAUCUCUUGAGGCGCUUCAUCUACUGUCCCCUCCGAGUGGCAGCCGGGAGGCGUCUUCAUCCUCCUCUCCAUCCUUGGCUAGUCGCGCCAGAACCAUGUCAGCGGAGAACACGACCGGCCCCACGGAGGACCAGGUGGAGAUCCUGGAAUACAACUUCAACAAGGUCAACAAGCAUCCCGAUCCCACCACGCUGUGCCUCAUCGCCGCCGAGGCGGGCCUCACGGAGGAGGAGACGCAGAAAUGGUUUAAGCAGCGCCUGGCCCAGUGGCGGCGGUCAGAAGGCUUGCCCUCCGAAUGCAGGUCGGUCACAGAUUAGGGAGCCAGCGGCGCCUGCAGCCUCCCUGGCUCUCCUGAACUGCACCUGCGGCUCCUCAGCUGGGCUUACCCAGGCUCUUUCGAUGUUUCAGUGCAGCGUUGAAUGUCCCAUCGUUGGCUGGCCUGCUAUUUAAU
Molecule: messenger RNA, 493 nt
Organism: Arvicola amphibius (Eurasian water vole)
Lineage: Eukaryota; Metazoa; Chordata; Mammalia; Rodentia; Cricetidae
Gene: Hopx
Product: HOP homeobox
Exons: 3
Coding region: 138-359 (73 amino acids)
Biological process (GO): regulation of transcription by RNA polymerase II; cell differentiation
Cellular component (GO): nucleus
Molecular function (GO): DNA binding
Source: RefSeq, a predicted model, not a curated record